AUGCCGUUCGCGCGCGUGCGCCGGCGGGGACACACCCAGACCAGGGAGUUGAGAGCGGGCAGCUUCCGCCGGCCCGGGGGCGGAGCCUUCCGAGGCCGGGACUCCGCCUCUGCACAUCGGAACCGCCCUAUGCCGCACCAAGGCUACUCACGGUGGCCGAGUCCGCUGCUCUCCACCGUGGGCUUGCGUUGCCCACUCUCUUUCACAGAAGUAGGAGCCUACGUCUUGAAGCUUCAACACCACUCUGAAAUGGAGAAAAGGGCAGCGGGUAGCGUAUCACUUAUCUCAACGCUGUGCUCUUUAUGCCGUCUUCCAGUGGAGGAAACGGAAGUUCAGCACUCUUGCCGUUUUCCGACUCCAUUCUUCUAG
Molecule: messenger RNA, 369 nt
Organism: Rangifer tarandus platyrhynchus (Svalbard reindeer)
Lineage: Eukaryota; Metazoa; Chordata; Mammalia; Artiodactyla; Cervidae
Source: the annotation of a GenBank genome assembly